Molecule: messenger RNA, 1224 nt
Organism: Monoraphidium neglectum
Lineage: Eukaryota; Viridiplantae; Chlorophyta; Chlorophyceae; Sphaeropleales; Selenastraceae
Exons: 7
Coding region: 1-1224 (407 amino acids)
Source: RefSeq, a predicted model, not a curated record
AUGGCGGACGGCGAGCCGGACUUUGAAAUGAUCGAGUUCUGGGGCGAGGAGGUGCCGCCGGGCGCAAAGCGCUACUCUGUCGAGGUCGAGAACGAGCCCCCGAUCUUCCACAUGAUCCACGUCACCGGCUGCGCCCUGGGCGACGCGCCGGCCAAGGGCCCGCACGUGCUUAAGGCCGUCCACAAUGACAAGCCCAUUGCUCUAGCCACGCUCGAGAAGGGCGCGGCCCACCAGUUCUCCUUAGACUUUGGGAUCAGCAGCACCACCACCUUCAUCAACACGGGCGCGAGCCCCGUGUACAUCUCCGGCUACAUCACGCGGUCGGUGCAGCACAUAGAGGGCUCGGACGAGGAGGACGAGGAAGACGAGGAGACCUACAGCGACGAGGUGGAGGACGACGACGAGGCGCCAGACGCAGUGCCCCUCUUCGGCGCGGGUGCCAGCCGCAAGAAGCGCGUCAGGGCGCUGGUGGAUGAGGAGGCCGAGGAGACGAGCGAUGAGGAUGAGGAGGGGGGCCUCAGCGAGGGGGGCAGCGAGGACGACGAGGGCGAGGAGGAUGAGGACGAGGAAGACGACGAGGACGAGGAGGGGGACGAGUACGACCGGCGGCUGGGGGCCAAGUCGUUCGCGGACGGCGCUGACGAGGACGAGGACGAGGAGGGGCUGCCGGCCCUGGACUCGGAUGACCUUGUCGCAGAGGCCGACAGCGACGACGAGGAUGGCGCCGGGCGCAUGCAGCUGGGCUCCAGCGACGAGGGCGACGAAGGGGAGAGCAGCGGCGAGGAGGAGGAGGGCGAGGACGAGGAUGAGGAUGAGAGCGACGAGGACGCGCCCCCGCGGGAGCAGAAGAACGCUCCGCCCAAGCGCCAGCCGCAGCCCGCCUCGACGCCUCAGCCGGCCAAGAAGCAGAAAGUCGCAGAGGCCAAGGUGCCGGCCAGCGCGCCGCCGAAGGUGCAGCAGCAGAAGCAGGCGGCGGCCGGCAAGCAACAGCAGCAGCAGCAGAAGCAGAAGCAGGCGAACGGCGGCGACGCAGAAGCUGAGUACCUCUCGGCCAUUGUUGAAUACGUGCGCUCCCAGUCGGCCCCCGUGCCGUUGGCCGCGCUGGGCUCCAAGGUCAAGCGCCCAGAGGGCGUCAAGGCCAAGGCCAAGGCGUUCGUCACGGCGCACGCCGACAAGCUGGCAUUUGACGAGAAGGCCCAGACGGUGUCCCUCAGGAAGAAGUGA